Oryzias latipes (Japanese medaka) is the source of this 6703-nucleotide messenger RNA. RefSeq names its product GLI family zinc finger 1 (gene gli1). The record is from RefSeq and is a predicted model, not a curated record. Gene Ontology annotation, molecular function: DNA-binding transcription factor activity, RNA polymerase II-specific; RNA polymerase II cis-regulatory region sequence-specific DNA binding. Gene Ontology annotation, cellular component: nucleus. Gene Ontology annotation, biological process: smoothened signaling pathway; regulation of transcription by RNA polymerase II. NCBI's taxonomy places the organism in Eukaryota, Metazoa, Chordata, Actinopteri, Beloniformes, Adrianichthyidae.
CCGCAUUGGCUGUGCAGCCAGCUCCAAAGGCGCUUUGCGGGACUCCACAGCCAAACAUGGGGUUCAGCUUUGUCACCGUGUGCGUAACUUUGGAGAAGGAGAGUAUGGACGCGCGUCUGUGAAGGAGGACAAUGCGCCCCUGAAGAAUCCAGAGAUCUCCAUCCGAGCGCGUUUACUUAGAAGGAAAAGAAGAAGGCGACUCACAGAGAGAGACGGGAGGCUUUACUGGAAACUUUCAGUCCUUGGACUCUGUGUGAGCUUUUCCAAGGACUCCAGCAGUUUCAUGCUGAAUAUUCCUUCACCAACUUGAGGUCCAGGCUGUAAGGGGAGCAGUAGGUCUCGGAGCUCCAAUGCCAGUGGACAUGCAGCCACACCAAGGGCUGUAUUACUAUGAGACGUCACCCAACCAACCCUCCAGAGGCCUCCCAUCAGACCAGUCUCCCUACAGUGAUGUGUCUUCAGUGCGAGCGCCCCUCCUUGAAGCUCCUCCCCCAGAUUGCCACAGCAUGUAUAACUCCAUGACUCCCAACAUCUCUCAUGGUUCAGGCCAGGGGAAUGGCCACUGCAUGGAUCAAUACAUGAGACCCCCCCAAGCCCCUCCACCGCACAGUAUGAUGGGCCACAGGGGAAUGCCGCUCACAGAUGGUGGCAAUGGCGCCCCCUACUGCAACCAAAACAACAUUGUUUCAUCGCAUCACAACUUCUGCCAGAUUCAGCCGGGCUCUGAUCAGAUUGGGUCAGCUGAUGGGUCAAGGUUCUCCACACCUCGCUCAAUGCUGAAACUGAGCAAGAAGAGAGCGCUGUCUAUUUCACCUCUGUCUGAUGCCAGUGUGGACCUGCAGACAGUCAUCAGAACCUCCCCCAACUCUUUGGUGGCCUUUGUCAACUCUCGCUGUAACCCCAACGGUGCCAGUUCCUACGGCCAUCUCUCUGUCAGUGCCAUGAGUCCUUCUCUGAAUUACGGCAGCAACAUAAACUGCCAGUCCAGACAACAAGGCUCCUUAUACGGAGGAAAUGGGGGGAUGCCGCUGAGUGGUCAUACGCCGGGUCCGUGCCAAGCCUCACGUUUGCCUCCCCACAACCCCCGACUCCUCGCUCCACCCAAGCAUGGACACCUGAAGACAGAGCCUGGACUAGGAGGUGUGAUAGAAGGCAUGAAUGUGAAGACGAUGGAGGAGAGGUCAGAGGGUGAUGUGGCCAGCCCUUCUUCUACUGGCACUCAGGACCCUCUUCUGGGGUUAUUGGAUGGCAGAGAUGACUUGGACAAGGAGGAUGGGAAGCCGGAGCCAGAGGCCGUCUAUGAGACAAACUGUCGCUGGGAGAGCUGCAACAAGGAAUUUGACACACAAGAUCAGCUAGUUCAUCAUAUCAAUAAUGAGCACAUCCAUGGAGAGAAGAAGGAGUUUGUGUGUCACUGGCAGGAGUGCUCUCGGGAGCAGCGACCGUUCAAAGCCCAGUACAUGCUGGUGGUUCACAUGCGCAGGCACACGGGAGAGAAGCCACACAAGUGCACAUUUGAAGGCUGCAACAAGGCAUACUCUCGCCUGGAGAAUUUGAAGACCCACUUGCGGUCUCACACCGGAGAGAAGCCAUAUGUGUGUGAACAUGAGGGCUGCAACAAAGCUUUCUCUAACGCUUCAGACCGGGCUAAGCAUCAGAACCGAACUCAUUCUAAUGAGAAACCAUACGUCUGUAAGAUCCCUGGUUGCACCAAGCGAUACACAGACCCGAGCUCUCUCCGGAAACAUGUGAAGACCGUACAUGGUCCAGAGGCCCACAUCACCAAGAAGCAUCGUGGAGAUACCGGCCCCCGUCCCCAUGGAGCAGCCAUGACAGCUGGAGUCCCAAAUUCUGAGCUGCUGCUGGAGAAAGAGGAGACACGCAGAGAAGAUUGCAAACUCUUGGCCCCAGAAACGACUCUUAAAUCCCAGCCAAGUCCUGGUGGUCAGUCAUCCUGCAGUAGUGAACGUUCUCCACUGGGAAGCACCAACAACAAUGACAGCGGUGUUGAGAUGAACAUAAACGCAGCUGGAAGCUUGGAGGAUCUCACAGUAUUAGAGGACGGAGUUACAGGAGGAGGUGGAGAGCCCGGGACAAUGGGAAUGUCAGCACAGGCAUUAAAGAGGCUGGAGAACCUGAAGAUUGACAAGCUGAAGCAGAUUCGGCGACCUACGCCUCCUGGUCGGUGUGCAAGCAACAAACUGCCAGCAAUUUCUGGCUCAGCAGAAAACAUGGGGAUGUGUGCACCUUCUCUGUUGCUGUCAAAUCGACGUGUUAUGGAGCUCUCCAACCAUGAACUUGGAGGGGGAAUGACUGCUUGCUCCACUAAUGACAGGAGGGGAAGUGGCACCAGCAGCCUGAGCUCUGCCUACACCGUGAGCCGUCGUUCAUCGAUGGUGUCUCCUUACCUGUCCAGCCGCCGCUCCAGUGACGUGUCACAAAUUGGUGGAACAGCGGGAGGAGGAUGUCACCUCCUAAGCCCAGAAGAAGCUGGAUCUGAUCCUCUUUCUCCUGAAACCAGUCGCAGAGGAGCUCCAUGUUCUGUUGGAGCAGGGUUACCAAGUCUACCAAAUUUAACACCUGCUCAGCAGUACAACCUAAAGGCCAAAUAUGCUGCAGCCACAGGAGGGCCACCACCCACUCCUUUGCCUAAUAUGGAGCAACCUGCUACUCCAGGCAGAAGAGGGGGUGUUUUGAGUGAAUACCAUGGGCAACCCCUGCCUCCUUUUUUGCAGCAAGUUGGUCCCCGUAGGCAUAGCGCCAAUACAGAAUACGGUACUGGUAUUAUCUACCCUCAUCAAGCUCCAGGUAACAACACUAGACGAGCCAGUGACCCAGUUCGAUCAGCAGCAGAUCCACAAGCUCUUCCCAAACGCUUCAAUAGCCUCAGUAACGUGGCCAUGAUGGGACGCAGAAAUGCAAUGCAACACCGUGGGUCUGACACCAGUCUUGCUCGCCAUUUGUACUCCCCUCGGCCACCAAGCAUUACAGAAAAUGUCAUGAUGGAAGCAAUGGGUAUUGACCCCCACCUUACCCCUCUUGAUUCAAGGGAGCGCUCCAUGAUGAUUAGUCCUGGGGAGAGAAACUUCAUGGGUUACCAGCAACAGAAUCAAACCAUUGGAAGUGGAGGUCCUAUUUCAAAUCAGCUAUCCCCAAGCCGCGAUUCUCUGAGCUGCCCGGUUGCUGGUAACAUGCAGCGACACUUCCAGGGUCAGGGAGGUGACGUUUCUUCCAGGGCUGGUGUAAAUCCAACGGGACAGGGAAGGCCUUCUCAACCAGAGGGCAUGUCAAAUGCUCUUCUUCAGCAAGCUGAGUAUGGAAUGAGCACCUGCCAGCUAAGUCCAUCAGGCCCACCUUACCCCAACAUAGGCCAUGUAGGUGACACUGGAGGCCACUGGAAUGACGCACCAAAUCAAGUUCAAACUUCCAACUAUGCCUUUCAGAACCAGCAGACAAUGUCGUAUUCAGACCCCAGUGUGCAUCCUCAACAGGCACAGGUUCACUUCAAUAACCAGCCAGCCAUAUACAACAGCUCUCAUGGAGCACAGAAACUCAACAUAAAGCCCGAGCAGCAGUUCCAUCCUGGGAUGGGUGUCGGAGAUGCCUGUCAAAAUGCUAAGCUCCAUCAGCAACGAAUGCUCCUGCAGCAGACACAAGGGUACCCACAACAGACAGGUCCAGCAAUGGCGAGAGGCUCCAGCAAUCCCACCUGUGACUUUCAAGGGCCAAACCAAAACUCCUUUCCCGGUGGAGGAGGCCUGAACUUACGCUGCGCUGGUUCUGCGCUGGCUGAUGGCCAGAGGUCAGAAACCCCAAUGAUGCAGGUAAAAGAGAUGAUGGUGAGGAAUUAUGUGCAGUCCCAGCAAGCUCUCAUGUGGGAGCAACAAGCACAGCAGCACAGUGGAAUAAAACCAACUGCUUGUUCUGACAACGUGGGUCUAGAUGUUCAGCCAGCAAUGGUUCAACAGAGUCCACAGCAACAGGACCAGAACUUUUUCCCCAGCCAGACAUAUCACUCGUAUUCCAACCAAAACCUGGUUAUGAGUCCUGCUUCACACAGAGGACCCAGUUCAGCUACACCUAAAGAUCAACAGCUAACAGGUCUACAAGGUUCAUGCUACAAUCAAGAGAUGGUAGUUCCCAGACCCCCCCAGGGGCGGAAGCCUAUGAGUCGCCAGAACAGCCUGUCACAGGCAGGAGGAGUUUUUCUUGACAGCCCACCCCAUCUCAGCCCAGUCCACUCCACUACCAGCCCAAGACGAGGGGUUCGACUUCCUCCAGUGCAGCACCCCCAACAUCCUCAAAAUGAAAUGUUCUCUCCCUCUAACAACAACAACAACAACAUGUUCUACUCAAAUCAAAUGAACAUGGACUUAGAGAAACACAUGGAUCCUCAGAAUGGGCCUUGCCUUAACCAGCAGCACAAUGUGGGCUCAAAUCUGGAACCAACAGGUGAUGCAAAGUCUCUCUCUAUGACUUCCUAUCCGUUGACUAGCCCCACCUCAAACGCCUUAGAGAACUUGGACUUGGACAAUGCUCGCAUUGACUUUACUUCCAUAAUCGAUGAUGCUGAGUCUUCUUCAUUUAGUCCAAUCAACAAUCACCUUCAGGGUCAGCCAGGAUCAUCUUCCCAAGCUUCUUCCCGACUUACCACCCCACAGACUUCUAGCCUGUCAAACAUGGCUGUUGGUGACAUGACGUCCAUGCUUACCUCACUAGCUGGGGAAAAUAAGUAUCUGAACACUCUUUCUUAAAAGGUUAUUGGGAAGCUAAUCACACAUUAAAUAACAAUCAACCAUAGACCAUCGUCUUUUUUGAGGUAAAAUAUUACUUAGCCAUAUUUCUCCUUGUGCCCUUAAGGAAGACAUGUCUAUUCCUUUGAAUGCAAUAUUUCAUGAAAUGGAUCAAAAGUGUAAUGCUUUCCUCUCAACCCUCAAAUGUUAAACUUGCCCGGAUCAUGCUGUACCAGGAGUUUUGUUGCUCACAUAAAUUAUUGCAUUAUCUACUAUGUUUUGGUUGCCAGUUGAGACCAACCGUCCAAUACAGUUUGCAAAAAAAUUAUAUCAGAAGGCCCUAAAGCCAGAUGGGCCCAUCUCACUGCAUUUUUCCCUGCUGCCUUGUUACUUUUUUUAUUCGGUGCCUUUCUGUAAAAGACUGAAAUAGAAACUUUUCCGGAACAGUUGUUCCAGUUACAAAAGGGCUUUUGGAGCAGAGAAGGAUAUGUGUAAAUAUGCCUAACACAAACAGAAUGUUAUAUGUACGACAAUGAGACAUGGGAUAGUUACAACCUUACUUUAACUAGUUUCCCUAGAAUUCUAGAGCCCUUUUUUCUGUUUAUAGUAUAUUUAGAAAAAAUGGAAAUCUAUUGUUUGUAACUGAGAAAAAUGUCUCUUUCCUCAUUUUCAGGAAACAAAACAUUUUUACACAUGUGGUUUAUCAGUAUUUAUGCAUAAAGUGAUUACACAUAUUAUCACACACAAGGGCCAAUACACACACUCAGGUGGUCUUUUGUAGUCAUGUAUUGUAAAUGCCUUUUCAGACAGAGAGUUUGCACUCUACAUGUUUACUGUAAGUGUUCCUAAAGCAGCUGUUUACUCCUUUUGGUUGUUUUUAUAAUAGAAUGUACCUGCAUUCUCGUAAAAUACCCAAUAUAAGACAGAGUAGAUCAACAAUCACUUCCACACAUAUACACUGAAAGCCUUUGCUCAGCAUUUAAACCAAACGUGAUUAAUACAGGACUCUGCUGGCUUUGAUGGGAUGUUGAUAAAUGAACCCUAACUGGGCUGGUUUGUCUGUUACCAUUUCAAUGUUGAUAUUUCAGAAACCCAGGUACAUUCAUGGUACAGCGCAGCAGCACUUUGGAUUUAAUUCCAAAGAUAACCGAUCUGCAUAAAUAAUUCAGGAAAGGGGAUCAAGAGGUCUUAGGCUGAAUAGUUGCCACCACUAGUAAAAAAAAUAUUGUAUUAGUACAGAGUGGUACUUUGUGCAAAUGUUGAGCUGUAUCCUAGGGAGCAUGCUGCAGCUCUUUGUAGGUGAUCAAAUUUUAUACUGUGGCUUUGCACUGACUACAGCACUGUGUGGAAAGACCUCUGUCUCUUCAGGCUAUUCACAUGAAUCCCAAUUUUUUAUGUCAGAAAAGUACUUAGACAGUAUUUUUAUCUUUUUUUGUGUGUGUGUACAAAAUAACGUAUGAGCAUGCGUAUGCUCCGUGGGGCCACAAGAAAGUAUUUCUAAAGCAUUUUAUGCGACAUUUCAGCAUAAUGUAUAAGUGCCACUUCAGAAUUUGUCAAGCCUUAGCACAACUCAAGACUUCCUCGUAUGAGAACAAGUUUGUAACCUACCAAAGACAUCUAAUGGGGACUGAGGAGAAGAUGCACACUUUUAUAACUCAUUAUUAACACUAUUAAUGACAUAAACAUUGACUUUUAGUGCUGUGUAGAAUGUAAGACACUUUUGUACAAAUUCUUUUGUAUUACUGAACUUUAUGAAUGUUACUCUUUUGUUUCUUUUUUUAACUGUCAUCUUUCAUUCUGACUUUUUUUGCUGGCAAAAGAAUAUCAUCUUUAGCAUCAUAAACUAUAAUUUUAGCAAAAUACUAUAAUAGAUGUAAGUGAAAUGCUAUAUUUUGUGUACAAUUUUCUACAUUUUAUACAUAUGUGCUAUAUUUUACCGUUUUAUGAAUAAAGUUGCAGUUUGAGAUGGA